Messenger RNA from Dovyalis caffra, 624 nucleotides. The record is from the annotation of a GenBank genome assembly. NCBI's taxonomy places the organism in Eukaryota, Viridiplantae, Streptophyta, Magnoliopsida, Malpighiales, Salicaceae.
AUGGAGAAUAGGUUAGACAAACUUGAAUCCGACGUGAAGAAGAUUCCCGGUAUUGAGGGGCGGUUGGAACGGAUCGGUAGUAACAUGAAUUUGAUGAUGCAACAAAUGAAAGAAACACAACAUAGCCUCCGGACUUUCGCUGAAACAUCGGGCGAUGAACCCGAGUCACCUUGCGGAAUCCGAGCAUCGCUAGAUCUAGAGCCUCUAUGGCGACGGACCACGAGGAUGAGGCGAGGCUCGGGCCCGGCUUCGAUUCAAAGAGAGGAGCACGGUCUUUACUACGUGGGAUGCAUUGAAAUCCCGAGUGCUAUAACGAGUUGCGGGGUUACGAGAGGGCUCCCUACUAAACCAAUUCUUCACGAGUACAACGGAGAGAGCAAGGGUUAUGCUAUAAGUGUGAUGAGAAGUGGCAUGCGGGCCACCGGUGUAAGCAAAGGGAGCUGCAUGUCUUACUCGGUUAGUGAAAGUGAUGAGGCGAGUCAAGCCGAAGGAAAUUUUGAACCAAUGGGAGAUGGAGAUUCACUAGGGGAGUGGAGUUAUCUCUUAAUCUCGUCAUGGGUCCGUCCGAACCAUGUACUCUCAAGCUUAAGGGAGAGAUCCACGGGGGAGACAAAGGAUGAUUAG